Messenger RNA from Telopea speciosissima, 1696 nucleotides. RefSeq names its product cytokinin dehydrogenase 3. Gene Ontology annotation, molecular function: cytokinin dehydrogenase activity; FAD binding. Gene Ontology annotation, biological process: cytokinin metabolic process. The record is from RefSeq and is a predicted model, not a curated record. The coding region runs from base 1 to 1614 and encodes 537 amino acids. The transcript has 5 exons. Lineage: Eukaryota; Viridiplantae; Streptophyta; Magnoliopsida; Proteales; Proteaceae.
AUGGGUAAAAAUAAGAGUAAUAUUAGGAGUUGGUUCCUGGUAAUAUUCUUUGUAAAACAUUUAGUGUCGAUGAUAAGGAAGCAAAGAAGGCCAUGGCCUAGUUCAUUACCACUGGAGCUUCAAUCCCUAGAAAUGGCAGCUAGGCUUCGUGUUGAUUCCAACGCCAUUAGUAUGGCAUCUACUGAUUUUGGCAAAUUGAGUCGAGUGAUACCCGCUGCGGUUCUCGAUCCCUUGUCUGAGGAAGACAUUGUGAAUCUAGUGAGAUUCUCUUAUGCUUCUUCCUCUGUUCCUUUUAGUAUUGCAGCCAAAGGUCAAGGUCAUUCGCUGCGUGGACAGGCUAUGACUCAAGGUGGUGUUGUUGUGGAUAUGAGAGCUUUGAACAUUAACAAUGGAAGAAUUAAUGUAAAUGGUUCAGCUAAUUUGUAUGUAGAUGUGGGAGGAGAGCAGUUAUGGAUCGAUGUUUUGAAUGAAACCCUACAGUAUGGGGUUUCUCCUAGGUCUUGGACGGAUUAUUUGUAUCUAACAGUUGGAGGAACCCUUUCUAAUGCCGGCAUCAGUGGCCAAUCCUUUCGCCAUGGCCCUCAGAUCAGCAACGUUUAUGAGUUGGAUGUCGUUACUGGGCGUGGUGAGGUGGUGACCUGUUCCAGAGACAUGAAUUCGGAGUUGUUUUGUGCAGUAUUGGGAGGACUUGGCCAGUUUGGGAUCAUUACCAGAGCAAGAAUUCCCCUAGAACCGGCUCCAAGCAGGGUGAAAUGGGUUCGUAUGCUCUACCUUGAUUUCUCGGCUUUCACAAGAGACCAAGAGUAUCUGAUCUCAAUCAAUGGUAAUGGAGGUCAAGGGAUGAAGGGUUUGGAUUACGUAGAAGGUUCUCUUGUUACAUCCCUGAGUCCUCCUAAUAAUUGGAGGUCUUCAUUCUUCUCACUGGCUGACCAUUCCAGAAUUACUUCUCUUCUAGAAACCAAACAUGGCGUCCUUUACUGCUUAGAAGUGGCCAAAUAUUAUGACCAUCUCACUCUUGAUACCGUUGAUGAGGAAUUAGAUCUAUUGCUUACAGGGUUGAGCUUCAUUCCUGGUCUCAUCUUUACCAAAGAUGUGUCCUAUGUAGAUUUCCUUAAUAGGGUUCGAAGUGGAGAACUACAGCUUCGUUCAAAAGGAAUGUGGGACGUUCCUCACCCAUGGCUUAAUCUCUUCGUACCCAAAUCUCGAAUCUUCGACUUCGAUGCCGGUGUUUUUAAUGGCAUACUCCGACAAAGCUCGAACCUCGUCGGUCCCAUUCUUGUCUACCCCAUGCUUCGAAGCAAGUGGGAUGAUAGGAUGUCAGCAGUAAUUGCAGGUGAAGAAGUCUUCUAUUCUGUUGGACUAUUACAGUCUAGUCCAACAAAGAUAAUGCAUGAGUGCAGAGAAGAUCAUCAUUUAGUGUUGGAGGAACAGAACAGAAAGAUAUUCGAGUUUUGUGAAGAGGCUAGCAUUAAGGUGAAGCAAUAUCUUCCUAAUUACACAACUAGGGCAGAGUGGAUGAAACAUUUCGGUCCGAAAUGGGAGUUGUUUAAAGAAAGGAAAAACAAAUUUGAUCCAUUAGCGAUACUAUCUCCGGGUCAAAGGAUUUUUAAUUAACUUCUGAGGCCAAUGUUUAUAGCUUGAUAUUCGUACCAGAGGGCCAUAAUGAGUUCCUCUAAUGUUCAUAUUUCACAAGUUA